CCAUAAAUAUGUUCACCAUACAAAAAAAUUGUAUGCCCAUGCAGAGAAUAGGUUCUUUACUUCAGAAAGUAGAGAUCUUUUAUAUUUUUCGAUUUGGGUAUGGGUUUUGUUUUGGUAUCUUUUUGCCUUGUCAUGGAGGUGUUUGCCUAGAUGCUUUCUUUCGUUGGUACUACAUAUAUCUACAGUCUUUUUUUGGAAGAAUGCAUCGCAUUGUUGAUUUAAACAGUAUCCAUUUCUACUAUCUAUCUGUUUGUUAGAGAUGGAUUUGGAUUUUGAUUAUAUUGUAUUGCUUCAGAAAUUUUUGGUUCUGUUGUUUGUUAUUACUCUUUCUUUCAAGAUGAUUAGAUAUAUGUGCAGCUUCCUAAAUGUAGAAAAGGAACCUGUGAGAGUUCUGGUAACUGGCGCUGCAGGGCAAAUAGGCUAUGCUAUUGUUCCAAUGAUUGCUAGAGGAGUCAUGCUAGGCCCUGAUCAACCUGUAAUUCUGCACAUGCUUGAUAUUGAACCUGCAGCUGAGGCCUUGAACGGGGUGAAAAUGGAAAUGAUAGAUGCAGCCUUUCCUCUGCUAAAAGGAGUUAUUGCUACUACUGAUGUUGUUGAAGCAUGCAUGGGAGUCAAUGUUGCGGUUAUGGUUGGUGGGUUUCCACGAAAAGAAGGUAUGGAGAGAAAGGAUGUGAUGUCUAAAAAUGUAUCUAUUUACAAGGCUCAGGCUUCAGCAUUGGAGAAGCAUGCUGCUGCAGAUUGCAAGGUGCUAGUGGUGGCAAAUCCAGCAAAUACCAAUGCACUCAUCUUGAAAGAGUUUGCACCUUCAAUCCCAGAGAAAAACAUUACAUGUCUUACACGACUUGAUCAUAACAGAGCAUUAGGCCAAAUCUCUGAGAGGCUAGAUGUUCCUGUUAGUGAUGUGAAGAAUGUCAUCAUAUGGGGAAAUCAUUCAUCAACUCAGUAUCCUGAUGUCAAUCAUGCAACUGUCACAACCAGCGGCAGAGAGAAGCCUGUCAGAGAACUUGUUGCUGAUGAUCAAUGGUUGAACACUGAAUUCAUCACCACUGUUCAGCAACGAGGUGCAGCCAUCAUCAAAGCUCGAAAGAUGUCAAGUGCAUUAUCUGCUGCAGGUGCUGCUUGUGAUCAUAUACGAGAUUGGGUUCUUGGGACACCUAAGGGAACAUGGGUAUCUAUGGGAGUGUAUUCUGAUGGAUCUUAUGGGAUUCAACCUGGUCUUAUUUAUUCUUUUCCUGUUACAUGCGAGAAAGGAAAUUGGUCUAUUGUGCAGGGGCUAAAGAUUGAUGAGUUUUCAAGGGCGAAAAUGGAUGCAACAGCGAAAGAGCUAACGGAAGAAAAAUCCUUGGCCUAUUCAUGUCUCAAUUGAAAAUGUUCUCAUUUUAUCUUUGGAGAAUAAUGAAAGAAACUCAAAACAUCCAAGAACAAUAACAGAAAUUAAGAGGCAACACGUUUCUUUUGUAAUUUUAGAUAGUUAAUAAAUUUCAGUUUUCAUUGAA
Messenger RNA from Jatropha curcas, 1496 nucleotides. Its product is annotated as malate dehydrogenase, cytoplasmic. The record is from RefSeq and is a predicted model, not a curated record. Gene Ontology annotation, molecular function: L-malate dehydrogenase (NAD+) activity. Lineage: Eukaryota; Viridiplantae; Streptophyta; Magnoliopsida; Malpighiales; Euphorbiaceae. Gene Ontology annotation, biological process: malate metabolic process.